CUGUGCAACCACCACUAGAAGCCACAGUCAUGGCGGAGCUCAAACUCUCAGAAAUGAGAGACCUAACCCGAAUAGAACGCAUCGGUGCACAUUCACACAUACGCGGCCUUGGUCUAGACUCUGCCCUCGAACCCCGCUCCAUAUCCGAAGGCAUGGUCGGCCAGACCUCAGCUAGAAAAGCCGCCGGCGUCAUCGUCCAGAUGGUGAAAGACGGUAAAAUCGCCGGUCGGGCGGUCCUCCUUGCCGGCCAGCCAGGCACCGGCAAGACAGCAAUCGCAAUGGGCAUGGCCAAGUCCCUAGGUCAAGAAACCCCAUUCGCAAUGCUCGCUGGGAGCGAACUCUUCUCUCUAGAAAUGUCGAAAACCGAAGCCCUAAUGCAGGCGUUUCGAAAGGCCAUCGGAGUUCGAAUCAAAGAAGAGAACGAAGUGAUCGAAGGCGAAGUUGUCGAAAUCCAAAUUGACCGUCCUGCGGUGGCUGGUGUGGCCUCCAAGACUGGGAGAUUGACCUUAAAAACGACGGAGAUGGAGACAGUGUACGAUUUGGGGGCGAAGAUGAUUGAGGCAUUGGGGAAAGAAAAAGUUCAGAGUGGGGAUGUUAUUGCCAUCGAUAAGGCCUCCGGGAAAAUCACGAAGCUCGGGAGGUCGUUUUCGCGGUCCAGAGAUUACGACGCCAUGGGGCCACAGACAAAGUUCGUUCAAUGUCCUGACGGAGAGUUGCAGAAGCGGAAAGAGGUUGUCCAUUGCGUUACUCUUCAUGAGAUUGAUGUUAUCAACAGCAGGUAUGGAUUUAUAUGCUUCAUUGAUGUUGAAGAAUGCACAUUUUUAGUGAUUGUGUCGCUUGAAUUCGCUUUUAGUACUACUGCAUAA
Ilex paraguariensis (yerba mate) is the source of this 866-nucleotide messenger RNA. The record is from the annotation of a GenBank genome assembly. Lineage: Eukaryota; Viridiplantae; Streptophyta; Magnoliopsida; Aquifoliales; Aquifoliaceae.